GGCGCUCAACGACAUUUUGUUUCGUCUAAGUCGAUCUUCAGGUAGUAUGAUUGAGAGGCGUUCCAUUUUGCGUCUUACAGAUGUUUCAAGUAAGUGUCGCAACACAAGGUGUCUUUCUUCUAUCCUUUCGUGUUAUUGACUAUCAUUCUUUGUUCAGGUCUUGCUGAACUAGCACACAGAGAAUACCAAGCUGGAGAUUAUGAGCGGGCUGAACAACAUUGUAUGCAAUUAUGGCACCAGGACCCAGAGAAUACAUCCACAUUGCUACUGCUCAGUUCUAUACACUUCCAGUGUCGCCGGAUGGAAAGAUCAGCCUAUUUCAGCCAGUUGGCUAUCAAACAAAACCCACUUAUGGCAGAGGCGUAUUCCAACCUCGGCAAUGUUUUCAAAGAGCGAGGGCAGUUGAAGGAAGCAAUUGACAACUACAGACACGCAUUAAGAAUAAAACCGGAUUUUAUCGAUGGAUACAUUAAUUUGGCUGCUGCUUUGGUUGCUGCAGGCGAUAUGGAGUCCGCGGUAAAUGCUUAUGCAACAGCACUGCAGUACAACCCAGAUUUAUAUUGCGUACGAAGUGAUCUGGGAAACCUACUAAAGGCACUUGGACGAUUGGAUGAGGCGAAACUAUGUGCAGUCUUCGAUCGCUGGCUGUUCAGUCAAUCCUUCAGUCUGGACUGGUUCUGCGAACAAAUACAUUCUCAUGCUAUCUGAAAGCGAUUGAGACCUGUCCAACAUUCGCAGUGGCUUGGAGCAACCUGGGAUGUGUGUUCAAUGCUCAAAAUGAGAUAUGGUUGGCAAUCCAUCAUUUUGAAAAGGCUGUUACUUUGGAUCCUACCUUUCUGGACGCUUAUGUCAACCUCGGAAACGUGCUGAAAGAGGCUCGCAUAUUCGAUCGUGCAGUAGCAGCCUACCUUAGGGCUUUGACACUAUCUCCAAAUAACGCUGUUGUGCACGGGAAUUUAGCCUGUGUUUAUUAUGAGCAAAAUCUUAUCGAUCUUGCCAUCGAUACUUACAAGAGAGCAAUUGAGUUGCAGCCCAAUUUUCCCGAUGCUUAUUGUAACUUGGCCAAUGCACUCAAAGAAAAGGGAAAGGUUUUAGAAGCUGAGGAGUAUUACAACACAGCCUUAAGAUUGUGCCCUACCCAUGCAGAUUCCUUGAACAACCUGGCAAACAUCAAACGUGAACAAGGAAAGGCUGAGGAGGCAAUACGACUAUAUGUUCGAGCACUUGAGAUAUAUCCUGAAUUUGCUGUGGCUCAUUCUAACCUCGCAAGCAUGCUUCAAUUACAAGGAAAAUUGCAAGAAGCUUUGCUUCACUAUCGGGAAGCAAUUCGCAUAUCACCAACAUUUGCUGAUGCUUAUUCCAAUAUGGGGAACACCUUGAAAGAAUUGCAGGAUGUUCAAGGUGCGAUGCAGUGUUACCAAAGAGCUAUUCAGAUUAAUCCUGCAUUCGCUGAUGCUCAUUCAAAUCUAGCUAGCAUUCUGAAGGACAGUGGUAACCUCGCCGAUGCUAUAACAUCCUACAAGACCGCCUUGAAAUUAAAACCUAACUUCCCGGAUGCAUUUUGCAACCUUGCUCACUGCCUGCAAAUUGUAUGUGACUGGUCUGAUUACAAGCACCGAAUGAAGAAACUUGUUUCCAUGGUACAAGAUCAGCUAGAAUCAAAUCGCCUGCCAUCUGUACACCCUCAUCAUUCCAUGUUAUACCCACUGACGCAUGACCAGCGCAAAAAGAUUGCCGGGAAACAUGCUUCGCUGUGUUUGGAAAAGGUGUCUUUGCUGCAUCAUCAACCAUUUAGAUUUAGCAAAAAAUUACCUGCUGGGCAACGUUUAAGAAUUGGCUAUGUUAGCUCUGAUUUUUGCAAUCAUCCGACUAGUCAUUUGAUGCAAAGUAUCCCAGGUCUACAUGAUCGAACUAAAGUCGAGGUGUUCUGUUACUCACUUGCACCUGACGAUGGCACCAAUUUCAGAGCUAAAGUCGCAAAUGAAGCUGAACACUUUGUUGAUCUAAGUGGGAUUCAGUGUCAUGGAAAAGCUGCAGAUAAAAUUGCAAGCGAUGGAAUUCAUAUUCUCCUAAAUAUGAAUGGUUAUACGAAAGGUGCACGUAAUGAAAUAUUUGCACUGAAGCCUGCACCAAUCCAAGCUAUGUGGCUGGGUUAUCCUGGCACAAGUGGUUCGACAUUUAUGGAUUAUAUCAUCACGGACAUGGUAACAUCUCCCAUGCACUUAAGCCAUCAAUACUCUGAAAAGUUGGCAUACAUGCCCAAGACAUUCUUUAUUGGGGAUCAUCAACAAAUGUUCCCUCAUUUACGCAACCGAGUUAUUCUGGAGAGCGCUGAAGAUGCCACCGCAGGACGCCGUGUAACAGAUAAUUCUAUUGUUGUCAGUGGUUUAGAUAUCAAGGCCCUGCUACAAGUUGCUUGUGUGCGUGAAGUCACUUACGGAGGUCGCUUGGUUGAGAUUCAUGGCAGCCAACGUAAAGAUGUUUCUUACUUCACAAAGCUCACCGUGUUAACGAUUCCCUCUUUACAGCCUAUACAAAACAUGAUUCGUACAAACAGUCCGUCUUGUACUAUCAAUGGCGUAACUAUUCAUAAUGGCUUGGUGACACAACAAACACAAUCCAAAGCUUCUGCUGGUGAAGAAGUGCCUCGUGAUCUCAUUCUUACUUCCAGGCAACACUAUGGCUUGCCGGAGGAUGCCGUCGUUUUUUGCAACUUUAAUCAGCUAUAUAAGGUUGAUCCGUCAACAAUGAGAAUGUGGGUUGAAAUCCUGAAAGGUGUCCCGAACAGUGUGUUGUGGCUGCUACGUUUUCCAGCUGCUGGCGAAGCCGGUGCACUUGCAGCGGCCUCAGAGAUGGGUCUUCAACAGGUGAACCGUCGAAUUUUAUUUAGUAACGUUGCGCCAAAGGAGGAACAUGUUCGGCGUGGUCAGGUUGCUGAUGUCUGUCUGGACACGCCUUUGUGCAAUGGACAUACUACUGGCAUGGACGUUCUGUGGGCUGGUUGUCCUGUAGUUACCCUUCCACUCGAAACAUUAGCGAGUCGCGUUGCGGCCAGCCAGCUUCACACUUUGGGGUGUCCUGAGCUUGUCGCCAACAGUCAGGAGGACUACGUUCGAAUCGCAACCAAGUUGGGAAACAACCGUGAAUAUCUUCAAGCAAUGAGGGCUAAAGUUUGGAAGGCAAGAGAGUCAUCUGCUCUUUUCAGCUGUCGCAGCUACACUGCUGACAUAGAAGCCCUCUAUUUCCGAAUGUGGCAGCAGUAUGAAGCCGGCUCUAUUGAACACAUCGUAGAAUGGCCCUCAAAGUCCAAUAAGGAGAGCACUUAGUCUUGUCACCGUAAUCUACUUGCUUGUAAAUAUAUCAUUUAUUACUAGCUUGGUUUUCUGCAUUCUUUCUAAAGUGGUUAGAAUGGUAGUAUGUUGUAUCGUGUUAAAAUUGCUGGUUAUGAGGAAUGGUGUACUUAUUCGAUGUAUGUAUUUGGGUGGUUAAUUACUACAUAUCGUAUAUGAGUCAUUUGAAGCUAGGGAGUUUAAGUUGGGUCGUAUAGUUUCGUCCACUCAGAGGUUAACCUCUAUCGUAUUCCUGGCUAAAGUGGUCUUUUUGAUGGCUUCGUCCUAUAGCUUUGUGGUGGUCAGUAUCUUUAUCUAUGUGCUUCAUUUAACAAAUGGUGGGUUUGUAGGUAUACAUAUUAUUUAUUUUCCCAUGUUCAAUCACUACUGUUCAUGCGCCAUAGAUGGUCUGUUAACAAUAAAUGUAACGGCAGAUUGUUCGUUAACUUUGGUUUGCGUGACUAAGCGUUGUCUUUCUCAGCGUGUAGUUAGGAUUUAUGUUUAGAUAGUAAUACAAAUCACUAAAUUAUGAUCCAACGCAAACUUAGUUUGUAAGGCUUUCUAAAGGAACUCGCCUUAAUAUCAUCGCUCAGAUAAGGAAUUCUCCCUGUUAGUGUUAUAUGCAGUCAAAACGCUUGAUCAGUUAAGGUAGUUUAUUUCUUAGCUCAUUUUGGGAAGUGUUCUUUCAUUAUGAAAUUUGGAGUGUAUUCGAACUAAUCGACGCAGCAUACCUGAUACUUCACAAUGUGCUUGGAGGACGAUGUCUAGUCCUACUGUGCAAAUGUAAAGAAGUUCUAUGAGUCUUAGCUCUUGCCGUUUUCCUGUAUGAUGUUAUUGCACGAGGUAGACACCAGCUUGAGGCUACAUACGCGACAAACUUACAAUCAACCUUUCUACAACAACUGAAUGCUCAGGUCUGUCAUAUGUGAUUGUGGUUCGGUUUGUUCAUAAGAUCCCUCGUGCGAAGUAAACCAUUGAGUGAGUGAUGUAGUCGUCGACAGUAGUAAAUUAUCAAUUUAAAAGACAUUUGAAAAAUGAGCGGCGGUCGGUCAAAAAAAAGUAGGUAAUAGUUUAGCCUUAAAAAAGACUCCCUAACUCAACUAAAAUUGACAAAAGUUCCAAGAGAAGCAACAUAACCAGUAGAUAGCCUAUAAAGCUCGAUAUUUUGCGUUAAUUGAGUUAGUUAUAAA
Messenger RNA from Schistosoma rodhaini, 4519 nucleotides. The record is from the annotation of a GenBank genome assembly. NCBI's taxonomy places the organism in Eukaryota, Metazoa, Platyhelminthes, Trematoda, Strigeidida, Schistosomatidae.